Messenger RNA from Melospiza melodia melodia, 1698 nucleotides. RefSeq names its product N-acetylglucosamine kinase (gene NAGK). The coding region runs from base 47 to 1075 and encodes 342 amino acids. Lineage: Eukaryota; Metazoa; Chordata; Aves; Passeriformes; Passerellidae. Gene Ontology annotation, molecular function: N-acetylglucosamine kinase activity. The transcript is spliced from 10 exons. The record is from RefSeq and is a predicted model, not a curated record.
CCCCGGGCGUGCCCGGCAGCGGGGGGCGGGGCCAGUGCCGGCCGCGAUGGCGUCGCUGUUCGGCGGCGUGGAGGGCGGGGGCACCCACUCCAGGGUGGUGCUGGUGUCCGGGGAUGGCCAAAUCCUGGCCGAGACCGAGGGACCCUGCACCAACCACUGGCUCAUCGGCUCCGACAAGUGCCUGGAGAGGAUCGAGCGCAUGGUCACCGAGGCCAAGAGCAAGGCGGGCGCCGACCCCCAGGUGCCCCUGCGCUCCCUGGGGCUGUCCCUGAGCGGAGGGGACCAGCAGGACGCCAUCGGGAAGCUGACGGAGGAGCUGCAGCGCCGCUUCCCCCACCUGAGCCAGAGCUACUUCAUCACCACCGACGCCGUGGGGGCCAUGGCCACGGCCACCGACCACGGUGGCAUCGUGCUGAUCUCGGGCACGGGCUCCAACUGCAAACUCAUCAACCCCGACGGCUCCGAGACCGGCUGUGGCGGCUGGGGACACAUGAUGGGGGACGAGGGGUCUGCGUACUGGAUCGCUCACCAGGCUGUCAAGAUGGUCUUUGACUGCAUGGACAACCUGGAGGUGCCGCCCCACGACGUCGCCUACGUCAGGCAGGCCAUGUUCGACUACUUCCAGAUCUCGGACAGGAUGGGGCUCCUGACCCACCUCUACCGCACCUUCGAGAAGUCCAAAUUCGCGGGGUUUUGCCAGAAACUGGCGGAGGGUGCCCAGCUCGGUGACCCGCUGUGCUGCCACAUCUUCACCAAGGCGGGCGAGGUGCUGGCGCGCCACGUGGUAGCCGUGCUGCCCAAAAUCCACCAGAGCCUGUUCGCGGGCGAGCUGGGGCUGCCCAUCGUGUGCGUGGGCUCGGUGUGGAACAGCUGGGAGCGCCUGCAGGCGGGGUUCAUCCGGGUGCUGGAGCGGGCGCGGGGCGAGGCCCGCGGGGAUUUCUCCCGGUUCAGCCUGCUGAAGCUGCGGCGCUCCUCGGCGCUGGGCGGAGCGCGGCUGGGGGCGCGCAGCGUGGGGGCGGCGCUGCCGCUGGACCGCGCCCGCAACGUGGACGUGUUCUACACGCACGUGUUCUGAGGGCCGCGCCCCACACACGGCCCCAGACACGGCACCGCGCCCCAAAACUCACCCCAACACGGGACAGCACCCCAAAACGGCCCCAAAACAUGUGACAGCGCCCCGAAACUGCCCCCAAAACACGGGACAGCGCCCCAAAACGGCCCCCAGAAAUGGAGACGGAGCCCCAAACUGCCCCCAAAACACGGCACAGCGCCCCAAAGCGGCCCCAAACACGGCACCGCGCCCCAAAACUGCCCCCAAAACACGGCACAGCGCCCCAAAACGGCCCCAAACACGGCACCGCGCCCCAAAACUGCCCCCAAAACACGGGACAGCGCCCCAAAACUGACCCCAAACACGGGACAGUGCCCCAAAACUGACCCCAAAAAUAGAGACGGAGCCCCAAAACUGACCCCAAACAUGGGACAGCGCCCCAAAACUGCCCCCAAAAAUGGAGACAGAGCCCCAAAACUGCCCCAAACACGGGACAGCUAUUCAAAAAUGGGACAGUGCCCCAAAACUACCCCCAACACGGGACAGCGCUCCAAAAUUGCCCCCAAAAAUGGGGACAGCGCCCCAGAACUGCCCUUGGAGCCACCUCCCAGAUGGAGGAGGCUGGGGGGUGUGUGGGGUUUUGGGGU